Molecule: messenger RNA, 1915 nt
Organism: Aspergillus japonicus CBS 114.51
Lineage: Eukaryota; Fungi; Ascomycota; Eurotiomycetes; Eurotiales; Aspergillaceae
Exons: 2
Coding region: 301-1671 (456 amino acids)
Source: RefSeq, a predicted model, not a curated record
CAUAGCCUAAGCCUAGGCCAAAGCCUAAGCCUACUACUAUCUCUCUUCAGAACUUCACUGGCUACUCCCUUCGAUUACUUGACUCUCUUUUCAAUUGUGACUUACUAUUACCAACCUACUUAUCGAACUUAACUGGUUGUUUCAUCCCUGGAGGAAGAGAACAAGUCAGAGGUGUCGGUCUCACUUUCAUUGAGUGACCCCUCUCUGGUUUAUACACACUCUCUCCACUUCACUCCACCUUCAUUAGCCGCCCAUCGGCCCGUCAAUCAAUCAUCAACCCCCAACCCCACUCCGAUCAACAUGUUUCCUCCAUCCUCGUUGGCGCUGCCACGAGAAGCUCCUCCUGUGAGACCGUCUCGGUCCUUGGAAGGAUUGGAACAAGUCAUCCCUCCUCGAAUCCCUCAGCCGCCGUCUGUUCGCCCAACCUUGCUAUUAGAUAAACCGCUCCCCGAGCUGCCCGCCAAACCUCUACCGGAGGCUCCCUCAAUCAUGGAUGCUGGUUCAACCGCCUGGAGCGACGACAGCAGUAUGGUUUCCAGUUACUAUGGCAGCCGACGGUUUUCCGAAGUGUCUACCACCGAGAGCUACCCCGUAUUUGUUCGCUCAGGGUCCGAUGAUCUGACCGAACUAGUCGAUCAUCCUCCCGCCUCCGCCCCCAUUGAUCACUAUGGGGACUCUAAACCGCUGGCAAUUACCGCCACCUUCUUACACGAUGAUCAUGUCGACCGACCAGCCCCUUGGACCGUCAAGCGAGCUGGUCCUAAUCACUAUUUCCGCGAGAAGAAAUGGGACUUCUUCCCAGAACUCGCGCCUCAAUCCGCCCUACCUUCCUGUACCACCAACCAUGCCGCUGCUUCUCGGAAGAAGAGCAGUAGUCGGUUGAACCUCGCGGUCUUCGACUUCUCCAAGUCCUGCGGUCGCUGGAGCUCGUCCGACAAAGGGGGACGCGCUCUUGCGCAUGAUGUUCGAGACUCGAUUCGAUCUUACGUGCAACGCCGCUUGUCCAAACAUUCGGUAGACCGCGACACUGCCCGGCCGAGCUCGCGGCCAGACUCGCGACCCGACACAGUAUCUUCGGACUAUACGCGCAACCAAACACCAUCGAUUGAGUGGACGCUGUCGAAAGAACGUACCGAUGUAGUGAGCCCUCUAAUGCCGCCCAGUCCCGUGGACUUUCCCAUCUCAGGCAAGCGGCUGUCCGGAGCGUCAUCACGAUCCUCACGAUCGACGGUCAGCGCUCGAGUGAAACGCCCGCCCCCUCUUACCCUGCGGAAAAAGCAGCUCGCUGGUCCUCUCAGCCCUUAUCCGAAACAUGGGGCUUCCCCGUGGGAAAAGCCGGGCCGCGAGAAGCGCGUGAGCUAUCGGCAAAACCGCCAGGUGCGGUUUCCGAAGUAUGCAAAGAGGAGCCCGCCAACACCGAAAGGGUUCAUCUCGUCGGCCACGCCUCCUCUGACACCUCCGGCCCGCUCCCAGAUCCAGCAGAACACUCGGGACUACGUCAAGGCGUUCCACAAUGGAACCUCCCACCUGCUGGGAGCUAUCGGUGGGGCUCGAAAGAAGAUCACUGGGGCCAAGCUUGAGCGACGACACUCGCAGCUGAAGUCACAAAUCCGACUCAUUGGCCCUGUGAGUCCAUAUAACACCCAGGGACAGACUGAUCCAUGGGUAUAAGCCUGGGCAGUCACUCGCUUCCUAUUCACUCUAUAUUCUUUUACCAUAUUUGAUGUGUGUGGUCAACACUAUAUUUCGUGGUUUAGUGUUCAUAUUAGCGUGCUUCUUGCCCUCAUUCUUCUUAUAUUUCACAUCUGUUGUUUAUACUUGAUAUCCCGUUGGCACUCUGCAGGUUCUAUGUCAGGCGUUGUGGUUUCGUGCUAAGCGAACUCUAAGAAUGUUAGUUUAUAGUCAUGGGCCGGGC